Molecule: messenger RNA, 693 nt
Organism: Panicum hallii
Lineage: Eukaryota; Viridiplantae; Streptophyta; Magnoliopsida; Poales; Poaceae
Product: translation initiation factor IF-2-like
Exons: 2
Coding region: 1-693 (230 amino acids)
Source: RefSeq, a predicted model, not a curated record
AUGAUGUGGCAUGGCGCGGCGCUCGUCCUCCGCUCGUCGCCCCUCCGCCUCCGCCUCAUCCGGUCGCGCUCGUGGCGCGAGGGCCCGAGCAGGAAGAACGCCGAGACGAGCACCCCUGCCGCCGCUUUCGUGCGGAAGAAAGAAAGGAAGGAGCGGGGCCUCGCAGCACCUGCAGCCGGGGAAGAAGGUCAAGAGUCGAUGGACGACGACGCCCUCUGGUACGUCCUCCCCGGCGUCUUCGCCGCCGUUCCCUGGCUGCUCGUCAUUGUCUGCAGCAGCUCGGACAGGAAGCGCGCCGUUGCGGCGCCGGUGCAGGCGCAGGCCCCUGUAGGAGCUGCCGCCGGGGCGGCGGCAGGGCACGCGCAGCCGGCUGCUGGAGCUGCCGCGGGACAGGCGGCGCCGGGGCACGCUGGGCCCCCCGCCGGAGCUGCCGCCGGGGCGGCGGCGGCGGCAGUGCAGGUGCAGCCGCCCGCUGGAGCUGCCGCAGGGGCAAUGCAGGUGCAGGGCCUUCGCCGGAUCUUCACUGCCACCGCUGCCCGCUGGAGCGGCCGCGGGGACAGCGGAGCCCGGGCAGGCGCAGGUCCCUGCAGGAGCGGCAGCCGGAGGGGCACCGUCGGCGCCAUGAUGAUAUGCGGCCUUGGUCUUGGUUUGGUCGGGCAUAUGAUUUCUGCAAUGAUUAGUUUGCUUACCUGA